AUGCCAGUGAUGGAGUUGAUCUUGCCCAGCAGCUUGCAGACUUUGAACUUCGGCCAGGACUUUAACAAGAAUUUGGACGGUGUCACUUUGCCAAGCAGCCUGCAGACUUUGACAUUCGGCGGCUCUUUCAACCAGAGCUUGGCAGGUGUCAGCUUGCCCAGCAGCCUGCAGACUUUGAUCUUUGGCUACGAGUUUAACGAUAGCCUCCAAGGUGUAAAUUUGCCAAGCGGCCUACAAACUUUGACCUUCGGCAGGAAGUUCAACCAGAGCCUGGAAGGUGUCACCUUGCCCAUUAGCCUGCUGGCUUUGACCUUCGGCGUGGACUUCAACCAGAGCUUGUCAGGUGCGAGCUUGCCAAGCAGCCUGCAGAUUUUGACCUUCGGCAUGAAGCUGGAAGGUGUCACCUUUCCAAGAAGGCUGCAGACUAUGAUAUUCGGCUACUCUUUUAACCAGAGCUUGGAAGGUGUCACUUUGCCAAGCAGCCUGCAGACUUUGACAUUCGGCCGCUGUUUCAACCAGAGCUUGGAAGGUGUCACCUUGCCAAGCAGCCUGCAGACUUUGACCUUUGGCAACAAGUUCAACCAGAGCUUGUCAGGUGUCACCUUGCCAAGCACUCUGCAGACUUUGACCUUCGGCUGGGAUUUCAACCAGAGCCUGGAAGGUGUCACUUUGCCAAGCACUUGA
Molecule: messenger RNA, 684 nt
Organism: Durusdinium trenchii
Lineage: Eukaryota; Dinophyceae; Suessiales; Symbiodiniaceae
Source: the annotation of a GenBank genome assembly